AUUUCCGCCAACCAAAGACCAAAGAUAAGCUCUGCCAAAGCAAGAACACACAGGAAAGAUGCAAUUUUACUUGCAAUUCAACUGAGAGAGCCUAUUUUGUUUCCUUAUCAAUCUUAAUCUCCAACUUCUUCAGCGUACCUGCCAUGGCAGAAGCACCCACAUUGCCUCCAUCAAACAGGUAUGCAGUUGUAACAGGAGGAAAUAAGGGGAUUGGGUUGGAGAUAUGUAGGCAAUUGGCUUCUAAUGGGGUGACGGUGGUGGUAACAGCCAGAGAUGAGAAGAGGGGACUUGAAGCUGUUGAAGAACUCAAGAAAUCUGGUCUAUCUGACCUUGUGGUUUUUCAUCAGCUCGAUGUGACUGAUCCCACUAACAUUGCUUCACUUGCAGAGUUCAUCAAAGCCAGAUUUGGAAGGCUUGACAUCUUGGUGAAUAAUGCCGGAAUUAGUGGAGCCAUAGUGGAUGUUGAUGCUUUUAGAGCUUCAGGUUUUGGCCGUGGUGCGCCAGGUGGAGCACAAGUGAAUUGGAACAAUAUAUCGACAGAGACAUAUGAAUCUGCAGAAGUGUGCCUGAAAACAAACUAUUAUGGUGCCAAAAGAAUGAUUGAAGCUUUUAUUCCCCUCCUCCAAUUAUCCAAUUCUGCAAGGAUUGUUAAUGUGUCCUCCUCCAUGGGGAAAUUGAAGGUGCUGAACGGUUUUCUAAAGGAUGUUGAGGAUGGUUUGCUAGAAAGCAAAGGCUGGCCUUUUCUGCCUGCCUAUAGAGUUUCAAAAGCAGCCCUGAAUGCCUAUACAAGGAUUCUGGCCAAGAAGUACCCAGAUUUCUGCAUCAAUUGUGUCUGUCCCGGCUUUGUGAAAACAGACAUAAACUUCAACACUGGCAUAUUAACUGCUGAGGAUGGGGCUGAAAGUCCUGUGCGGUAUGCAGUUGUUACAGGAGCAAAUAAAGGUAUUGGAUUGGAGAUAUGCAGACAGUUGGCUUCUAAUGGAAUUGUGGUGGUGUUGACUGCUAGAGAUGAGGAGAAGGGUCUUGAAGCUGCUCAAAAACUCAAAGACUCUGGUUGCCAUGAUCAUGUGCUUUUUCAUCAGCUUGAUGUGGCAGCCCCAACUAGUAUUGCUUCCCUUGCAGACUUCAUCAAGACACAAUUUGGAAAGCUUGAUAUCUUGGUGAACAAUGCUGCAAUUAAUGGAGCCAUAAUGGAUAGUGCUGCUUUAAGAGAUUUGACGGCUAAUCAGGGCAGGGCAAGUAUGAAAAUGACCGAGACCUACAAGCUGGCGGAAGAAUGCCUAAAAACAAACUACUAUGGUGCAAAAAGAAUGGUUGAAGCAUUCAUUCCCCUCCUUCAGUUAUCCGAUUCAGGACGGAUUGUUAACGUGUCCUCCAGCGCAGGGACGUUAAAGAAGAUAGAGAAUGAGUGGGCUAAAGGGGUAUUAAGUGAUGUCGAGAGCCUUACAGAAGAAAGAGUGGAGGAGGUGUUGAAUGAGUUUCUAAAGGAUUUCAAGGGCGGGUCGGUAGAAACCAAAGGUUGGCCUGGUGUUUGGUCUGCUUAUUCAGUUGCUAAAGCAGCCAUGAAUGCCCACACAAGGAUUCUGGCCAAGAAAUACCCAAUCUUCCGCAUCAACUCUGUGUGUCCUGGCUAUGUCAAAACAGAUAUAAACUACAACACUGGCAUCUUAACUGUCAAAGAUGGUGCUGAAAGUGUUGUGAGGUUAGCAUUGUUACCAAAUGAUGGGCCUUCUGGCCUCUUCUUUUCUCGCGGGGAAGCUUCAGCCUUUUGA
Molecule: messenger RNA, 1772 nt
Organism: Malania oleifera
Lineage: Eukaryota; Viridiplantae; Streptophyta; Magnoliopsida; Santalales; Ximeniaceae
Product: (+)-neomenthol dehydrogenase-like
Exons: 9
Coding region: 144-1772 (542 amino acids)
Cellular component (GO): membrane
Molecular function (GO): oxidoreductase activity, acting on the CH-OH group of donors, NAD or NADP as acceptor
Source: RefSeq, a predicted model, not a curated record